Messenger RNA from Thalassophryne amazonica, 3463 nucleotides. RefSeq names its product transmembrane and coiled-coil domain family 1b (gene tmcc1b). The record is from RefSeq and is a predicted model, not a curated record. The transcript has 8 exons. Bases 499 to 2463 code for a protein of 654 amino acids. Lineage: Eukaryota; Metazoa; Chordata; Actinopteri; Batrachoidiformes; Batrachoididae. Gene Ontology annotation, cellular component: endomembrane system.
GGGAUGUCAGCUGACCUGAUGCUAUCUGACGUCACCGUGGGCGUGUUCGACCAUCGGGAGAAAUGAACGGUCAUCAACACAAUCCUCUCAGCGCUCAUCAUGUGAUUUUUCUAAAUGUCCAUGGAAACAGCUGACUAAAGUUUGGCAGCCAUUCUGCAAACAUUCAUUUGGAAGAAUUACUCUGACGACGUGACGUUGGCAACUUGGUUGGCCUGGCUUUAAAACUGCUUCCUGUUUUACCUGAUCACAGCUUGUCUGUUGAUGACCACUAUUGAAGUCCUGAGUUGUGCGUCAGAAAAGGAGGAGAAGCUGGGGCUGAUGUAGACAGGCAUGACAUUGAGCCAAGCCACAGAUGCAUGUACGUUCAAAAGGCCCAACUGAGUGCCAUCCCCUCUGCUUCUGGACUUUCAAGCAGCCUCUUAGGGGGAGGUGUCGACGGGGUACAGCUCGUCCCCUUCACCCCCAAGUAAAACCUCACUGUGAAACUGGAGGUCUCUGAUGGAUCAGGGUAGUAGUGAGCAAAGUCCAGACGAACCAGACACAGGAGACCGAGCGGAGCUGGAGGUUGGCAGGAGGGCGUCGGAGUCAGAGCAUGGCUUGUCUAAAAUCACCCAUAAUGCCCUGGAGAACAUGGGAGCGUUGGGCCAUGGCCUAAAGCAGUUCUUCCAGCCACAGCGCCGACGCUCCUCCGUUUCCCCGCAUGACUCCGCCUUGUCCUGCACAGGUGCCCCUCCCUCCGAGCCCACUGAUGUAGGGUCAGACGUAGGGGAAGUUCCUGCAUCCUCAACUCUCCCUUUGGAUUCUGACAACCAUGCUGCUUCCGCCCCCCCUGCAGCUCUGAGUCGUGUUCUGCAGCAGAUCCGAGGUGCUCCCCCAAUGAUGAAGCGAGGGACCAGCCUGCAGAGCCGCCGAAGCAAAACAGGGGGCACUGGGGAACCUCCCCAGAAAGGUAGCCCUCAGAUUCACCGACAAAGCACCCAUGAGGCCCUGCUGCAGGCUGGACGCCCACGCUCGUCCUCGACCACAGAUACACCCAGCAGCCCAGCCCUAGCAGAUAUGCUGCUGACAUCUGGUUAUCACUCCACUGAGGAGCCUGAUAAGUCGGAUCGCUAUGAUGCACCUGGACCUGCUGUAUCACCCAGUGCCCUUUCCUACGGUGCAGAUGUGUAUGGUGUUGACGUGGUUGACAGCACUCCGGACCCCCAGCGAACUAAACAAGCAAUUGCCCAGCUACAACAGAAGAUCUUAAAGCUCACGGAACAAAUCAAGAUCGAACAAACUGCACGUGAUGACAAUGUGGCUGAAUACCUGAAACUUGCUAAUAAUGCAGACAAACAGCAAAGUGCACGCAUCAAACAGGUGUUUGAGAAGAAGAAUCAAAAGUCAGCCCAAAGUAUCCAGCAACUGCAGAGGAAGCUGGAGAAUUACCACCGGAAGCUUCGUGAGGUGGAGCAUAAUGGCAUUCCUCGGCAACCAAAGGAUGUUUUAAGAGACAUGCACCAGGGGUUGAAAGAUGUUGGUGCAAAGGUGACGGGUGGCCUCUCCAGCUUCUCACAAGCUACUCAUUCUGCAGCUGGAGCUGUGGUGUCCAAGCCCAGAGAAAUUGCUUCCCUCAUCCGUAAUAAGUUUGGCAGUGCUGAUAACAUUGCAGCCCUGAAAGAUUCUAUGGAUGAAUCUCAAGGGGAUGAAGGUGUUGGCUCGGGGGAACCGAGAAACUUGCGGGCAGGGCACUUGCAGUCUAGCCCAAAGUAUGGCAGCGACGAUGACUGUUCCAGUGCUACAUCUGGCUCCGCAGGGGCCAACAGCACCACCGGAGCUCCUGGAGGUCCCCCGAGCUCAAAGGGAAAUACACUUGACCAUGCGCAGAGUUCAGGAUUUGAUGCUAUAUUCCAUGAGAUCCAAGACCUUCGUGAAAACCAAAGACGGCUGGAGGAGUCUGUUGAAAAAGUAAAGUCCCACUAUCAGAAGGACUACACAGUGAUCAUGGAGGCCCUGCAGGAGGAGCGAUACAGAUGUGAACGUUUAGAAGAACAGCUCAAUGACUUGACAGAAUUACACCAGAAUGAAAUUUUGAACUUGAAACAGGAGCUAGCCAGCAUGGAGGAGAAGAUUGCUUACCAGUCUUACGAAAGGGCGAGAGACAUUCAGGAAGCGUUGGAAGCAUGUCAGACCCGCAUCUCCAAGAUGGAACUGCAGCAGCAACAGCAGCAGGUGGUGCAGCUUGAGGGCUUGGAAAAUGCCACAGCCCGGACUCUUCUGGGAAAACUCAUCAACGUGCUGCUAGCCGUCAUGGCUGUUGUGCUGGUGUUUGUGUCCACAGUGGCUAACUGUGUUGUCCCCUUAAUGAAAACACGCAGCCGCACGCUUUCCACACUGCUUAUCGUGGUCAUCCUGGUCUUCCUCUGGAGGCACUGGGAUGCUAUUUCAGAGUAUCUGCAUCACCUGCUUCUGCACACCAGAUGACCGCCUUCGGAAGGCUGAGCUAAAUGAAGGGACAGGGUUUGAGGUUGUUGUGUAAAAGAACACUGAAUUGCACACAGAGUUGAAAUGCUGGUCCUACUUUUUUCUUCAGCUUUAGCUGCUUCUCAAAAUACUAAGAAGGAUUGUAUCAGAGUUUUGUCACUUUAAAAUGUGUUUUGAGAAGCUUUAAGUGCGGGAUAAAGGUAGAAAAAGCUGGGUGUAUUGCUGUCUUUGGUGCAAUUGUGGCAGAAACCCGUACAAGUGCAUGUGGCACAGUUGAAGGACGGUCUGAGAGAACUGCACAGUUGAUUUCUCUCGAGUGAAUUUGUUUACACUUGGAAGACUUGUAUUGAUGCUCCACAGAAGAAAUUGUAAUUCAACAUUGAUUACUUUGGAGCCAAUUCAAGUGGUACUGUUUUAUUAAGUCACUUUUUUAAUGGAGUUGGUUGAUGGCUUAUUGCUUUUUUUAACAAUGAGCUAACAGUAUUCUGGUAGUUCACAUUCUUUUUUGAAGUUCUUUCAUUUCUGGUUUUGCAAUUUGGAAUUUAAUUUGUUUACCGACUUUAAAUUUCAGUUCACGUGACCAACUCUUCGUGCUCUUGUCACUGAACAACGGGGUGCUUGCACAUCAGCUACAUUUCUCUGAAAUCAGCCUUGACACUGGAUCAAAUAGUAGUUUGUUCUUAACUUAUUUCUUUCAGUUCUUUUGGAAUCUGUGCAGCCAAUACUCAUUGGCUAUGACAUAGCCAGGAUCAAGAUUUCAAGAACCUGCAGUUUGGAGUUCCCGCUGUGCCCUCUGAUCCAGCUGGGUCCCACAAUGCCCUUCUGUCCUGCUGGGGUUUUUUCACUACAGAAUCUAUGAACUGAAUUAACAUACUUGAAGAGCGGUUACAGUGCUCAAAGACUCAGUGCUUCCGUACUGUUUCUAGUGACAAUGAAAUAGUAAUACUUUUUAGUUUGUUUUUUUUAAAGGUGAAAUAAAUUUGCUGUUUUGAAAGUGGAA